CCUUGUUUUCUUUAUUUAUGAGUAUCAUGAUACAGCCCUGUUCUGAAAGUAAAUAAAAAUACAAAUAGUAUACCCAAGUGGUUGCUGAGGAGUUCAUAGAUAGAUCAUCAAGCCUAAGAAGGUCGAGAUCAAUAACAUACAGAUGAAGCGAGCUUAUAAAUAUGAACUCAAGAAGCACAUUAAGAGGCACAAAAGUGAAUAGCAUUAUGAAGUUGUGAACAGUCUGAGAUAACUCUGUGUAGAAAAGACAGACUUUGUUUUUCCUAAUACGCUUCUGCACUACUAAAACAACUUCUCACAUUCUUCUUUUCUCAAAUCCAAAGUUUUUUCCUUUUUCCCUUUUUGGUAGAUUUUCAAAUUCCACAAGGAAACUUCUCAGAUUCCCCUAUAACUUGAGAGUUAAGAAAGACACAGGUUAUAACUGAAGUGUAAGCAUGCAAAUUCCAGUCAUAUUAAGGAUCGAGUAGCACUGUGGUAUGCUUCAUGCAAUUCGAAUUAUAAGGAGACAUUAUCAGAAUGCUGUUUUUAUUGAGACAUGAGGUUGGUAUGCUUAAUGCUUGUACAGAUGUAUGUGUUGCUAUAUGUAUGGUUUGCUGAUUCUUAUAUCAAACUUCCUCGAGCGUAAAGAGCUCAAGAGGAUCGAAUGCCAUGAAGUAUAAAGGGAGCUAAUAAAGCUGGGUUCAAGAACCAAAUAAGACGUAGACAACAUGAAUACCAAUGUUAAAGUGUAUACUUAAAAAAAAAAUGUUAAGCAGUAACUGAACAAUGUGGCUUCUUGGAUCUUUUCCGUAAUUAUUAUUGUUCAUCUUUGAUCAAUGUUAGUUGUCGGUUCUAUUUUCCCAUUGCCAAUUAGGUAAGACUUGUUCUUGUGCAACAAGAAUUCCAUACUCUAUCCCAACUGAUUUUUAGACGGUUUAGGGUUGUAAUCUAAACCCUAGGACAAGAUUCCUAUAAAAGCACUACAGGAUUGUAUAAAGUCGAGAUAUUCUCUCACCUUAGAUGCCUCAUCAGAAACCCUAGAGUUGAACAAAAUGUUUCCUCUCAAUCCCAAACAAAUACCUACAUCAGUGUCCUCACUGUUCUCAGCCUAUGCCUCCUUUACUGCAUUCAUGAUGUUGGUCCGUACUGUUGUCAAAGAACUCAAAGAUCUCAUCCCCCUCAAGGUUCGAUCAUACAUAUACUCCAAGCUUGAGUACUACUUAUUUACCCCUACCCCGAAUGAUCACCUAACUCUUGUCAUAAACAAGAACAUUGGCAUGGCGCUGAACGAGGUCUAUGAGAAGGUAGAGGUCUACCUUGGAGCCAAGAUUACUCCCUCCGAUAAGCGUCUUGUACUGAGCAAAACAAAUAAGCAAAAAACUGUGAGCCUAGCCAUUGAAAAAAGAGGCCAAGUUGUCAUUGAUACCUUCGAUGACAUUGAGCUCUGGUGGCGUUACCUGGCCAAACAAAAUAAGUCCAAAAACAAGCAGAGUCCUGCUUCUGCUGCUGAUGAUGAAGAAGAGUUAGAGUGGUUCUUUGAGUUAACUUUCAAUGAGAAACACAGAGCCAAAGUGAUAGACUCCUACAUGCCACAUGUGUUUGCUCAGGCUGAUUCUAUUCAACAAGGGAAAAGAGUUCUAAAGCUUUAUUCCUCUGCCACUUAUGGUUCUCCUAGAAGUAGCAUAGAUCUCGUGCACCCUGCUACUUUUGAUACAGUGGCAAUGGAUCCAGAACUUAAGAAAAUGAUUAUAGAUGACUUGGAUAGGUUCAUAAAGAGGAGGGAAUUAUAUAAGAAGGUUGGGAAGGCAUGGAAAAGAGGAUAUUUGUUAUAUGGUCCACCUGGUACUGGAAAAUCUAGCUUGAUUGCUGCCAUGGCUAAUUAUCUCCAGUUUGAUAUAUUUGAUUUGGAGCUUUCUAAUGUAUAUAGCAACUCUGACUUGAGGAAGGUAUUGAUGUCCACUUCAAAUCGUUCUAUUCUGGUCAUUGAGGAUAUUGAUUGCAGUGUGAAAAUAGACAAUCGGGAAUCAGUUCAGCCUUCCAUACCCUGUAGAACUUCAUUCACACUCUCGGGCCUACUGAACUUCAUAGAUGGUUUGUGGUCAUGCUGCGGCGACGAGAGGAUAAUUGUGUUCACCACCAACCACAAGGACAAACUAGACCCUGCAUUGUUGCGUCCAGGUCGAAUGGACGUGCACAUCUUGUUGUCAUACUGCACUCCGAGUGCGUUCAGAACCUUAGCCUCUAAUUACCUUGGCAUUCAUGAAAGCAAUCCUCAUCACCUGUGUGGGGAAAUUGAAAGCUUAAUAGAGAGCACAGAGGUUACCCCUGCAGCUGUAGCUGGGGAGCUUAUGAAGAGCGAUGAUGCAGAUGUUGUUCUUGAAGGGCUUGUCAAAUUCCUCAAAGAAAAGAAGGCUGCUAAUGAUAAGAUAAAGUUAGAACAGGCUAAAAGAGCUUGGGAGGAAGGGAAUAAGAAAGCAGAGCUGGAAGGGACUAACAAACAAGAGAAGCAGGAAAGGGAUUCCUCACUAGAAGAGUUGGAAGGGAGAAGCCACAAUUUGAUUAGGGGAAAAGCUAUGUUUAGUAGGCUGUCUUCACAAGUUGAUCAGUUAUGCACAUUCUCUGUGUAAAUUUUGGAUUAAUUUCUACUUCCAACAAC
Rosa chinensis is the source of this 2635-nucleotide messenger RNA. Its product is annotated as AAA-ATPase At2g18193-like. The transcript has 2 exons. The coding region runs from base 1032 to 2606 and encodes 524 amino acids. NCBI's taxonomy places the organism in Eukaryota, Viridiplantae, Streptophyta, Magnoliopsida, Rosales, Rosaceae. Gene Ontology annotation, molecular function: ATP binding; ATP hydrolysis activity. The record is from RefSeq and is a predicted model, not a curated record.